Messenger RNA from Parastagonospora nodorum SN15, 1569 nucleotides. RefSeq lists its product as hypothetical. The coding region runs from base 8 to 1546 and encodes 512 amino acids. The record is from RefSeq and is a predicted model, not a curated record. Gene Ontology annotation, biological process: mitochondrial respiratory chain complex IV assembly. The transcript has 2 exons. Gene Ontology annotation, cellular component: extrinsic component of mitochondrial inner membrane. Lineage: Eukaryota; Fungi; Ascomycota; Dothideomycetes; Pleosporales; Phaeosphaeriaceae.
CAACAAAAUGCGGACUUCAUACACAUGCAGACAAUGUCUGUCGCUUCUGAAGACCUCCCGAUCGCAAUUGAGGCCCUCGCAGCCCUUCCGACCGCUCACCCAAAAUGUUUCUACGCAGCGGAACCACUCCACCAAAGGACCAGCAAACCCGAAACUCGCAUUGCCAAAAAGAGCGCUCUCUACGACGCCUAACCGGAAGUUUGAUAAGCCAUUCGAGCCGUAUGAAUACAUCGACCCCGAGGGUAUUCGUCGGACAUUGGUCCUGACGGAAGACAACCUGUUCAACUCUUUCACCGACUCGCCAAUACCUCAAAUACGCAAGCGGGCUGCGUUUAUGCGACAACAUGCAUACUGCCCGCAUCCUUCGCAUAAGCCGACACGCGCGCCUCAUAAUUCUAUGGACCUCGAAGCCCGCAAGUCAUCCGAGACAGGUACCCCGCCAGCCCACGUAGACUUCGAAUGCCCAGACUGCGGAAUCCCGGUAUAUUGCUGUGAAGAGCAUUGGGCGGACGACUAUGAGGCACACUUAGAGGUCUGCGACGUCCUGCGACAAUCGAAUGAGGACGACCAUGAUUUGCGCAGUGGAAGGUUCUUCAAGGAAUUCCAAUUUGCCGAGCCGCAGAUGGAGGAGAUCUUGGUCAACAUGACCAGUUGGGACACGUAUCUGUACACGAGAGACUUCGAUGCGCUGAACCGGGACCGCGAGAUGCGACAGGCGACGAAGCUGUUGACAUACCCAAUCACGAUUGCCAGCGUCUUGAACGAGUUGAGCCCGUACAAUCUCAGGAAGAAUGGCCGGAUGACACCGGAGGGCUUGAAGAGCUUCAGUGCGCUACGACACACUCUCCAUCCACCACGAACUGGAGGCGGCGACACUUGGAAGAACGCCAAGCUCGCCCCUCCCUCCGUACGCCUCUUCAUCCUCGGUGCUCGUGCUGAGUCCUCUCUGCCUCGCGAGACAUGGAUGCAACUUGCAUACCUCUUCCACCGCGUCCAAUUCACGAUAAACUUCAUCGGUCCCGAGAGCAUGGCGAACCGUGAAAAGGAACUGCCACUUCCCGAGCGCACACCUCUGAACCCCUUCGGCGCCGUCACCGAAGACCGCAUAUCGAAUGCCAUGAAGAUCAGUACUUUCGUCGAACACUACCACACCUUGCACAAGUCUGGACACUUCUACCCAUACGACCCGUACUUUGACUGCUUUGUCGUUUUCCACCCAGGAUUCGGCAACCCAGCUGGGAUGCACGAGUGGGAAGAGACGAUCCCGCUUCUUCUAGAGACAAAGGUUCCGAUCAUCGCGACAGGAUACAGCCCGUGGGACAUGCAGCAAGACAUCGACCUUCUGAACAAGCGGUACGGGAACGAGAUUGACAUGCUGCUGGAGCCUGGCGAGAAUCUCUUCCGGAGCUUGAGAUGGGACCUGAAUGACCUCGACCCGCAUGAUGUGACUUGUAGCAACUGGGGCGUAUAUGCUUUCCGAGGAAAGAGAUACGAGACUACGAAGAAAGAGCCAGAGGAAGAAGUACAUAGCGAGCGCACCGCGUAGGUAUAUUUAUAGGUAUGUAACAU